AGUGAGAAAUCGCCUCAUCGAACAAGACGAGCACAUAUCCCAGAAGCCCUCCGCCUAGAUCCCUCCGCAGCACAGCUACCAGCAGCGUUCUUCAACAGACAACAUGGCAGACAAGAAGCAGACCGUGGAUCUUGGGCUAUUAGAGGAGGAUGAUGAAUUCGAAGAAUUUCCAGCAGAGGACUGGACAGGUCUGGACGAAGACGAGGAUGCACACGUCUGGGAAGACAAUUGGGAUGACGACAACGUAGAAGAUGACUUCUCGAAUCAACUCAGAGCGGAGCUGGAAAAGCACGGCUACAAGAUGGAGACGUCGUAGUGCUUUGCUAAGGCCCCUUUGGCGUUGACCAACGUUGGAUACAGACUUUGAUGUUAAACGUUUCCAUUGUGAAGCAAUGGUAUAAAAAUAUGUUUUUGUUUUUGUAAGAAAUAUUGAAGUAAAGUUUUGAAAAAUAAUGUUGGUGUUCAUUUUUUUGUUUAUGUGAAAAUUAGGGAUUGUUUUCUUCAGCUGCUGUAAUGCUGCCUAGUUCAGUUAGAUUAUCACUUGGCUGGAUUGGAAUUAAGUUAUUAUUAAUGUUCUUGGUGCGUAAACUAAAUUUGCAUUCAGUAGUUACUGAACCAAAUCCAUCAUUGUUUUGAACCUCUAAAAUGUAGUCUUGGUUAAUAAAUAAAAGCAAUUUUCCAAUCA
Gadus morhua (Atlantic cod) is the source of this 685-nucleotide messenger RNA. RefSeq names its product SEM1 26S proteasome subunit (gene sem1). Gene Ontology annotation, biological process: mRNA export from nucleus; proteasome assembly; double-strand break repair via homologous recombination. The transcript is spliced from 3 exons. Gene Ontology annotation, cellular component: proteasome regulatory particle, lid subcomplex; proteasome complex. The coding region runs from base 104 to 316 and encodes 70 amino acids. The record is from RefSeq and is a predicted model, not a curated record. NCBI's taxonomy places the organism in Eukaryota, Metazoa, Chordata, Actinopteri, Gadiformes, Gadidae.